Mycena citricolor is the source of this 2114-nucleotide messenger RNA. The record is from the annotation of a GenBank genome assembly. NCBI's taxonomy places the organism in Eukaryota, Fungi, Basidiomycota, Agaricomycetes, Agaricales, Mycenaceae.
CCGGUGUAGAAACGAACUGAAUCCUCGAAGAUCCCAUUCCAUCAUUGUUGUGACCAGUUUGUCAUCCGUAAGGACCGCGUCACAUACGUCCAAGGCCAGUGCACGUUCGACGGGUCGAAAAGUCGGAUUUCACCAAGUACAUCUCCCCUCCUCUUCACCGCGAUGUCCGCACCUGCCUCCGGAGGCGCGGCUGCGCAGCCCGCACAAGAAGAAGAGUCGACCUUUAAGAAAGUAAUAGGCAUUGCCCAACAAGCCUUCAUCUUCUGGGCGAUCUCGCAACUGGCGUCUAAAUACCUGUUCUCGCAAUUUGGGGACUCGAAAGCACCGGCCGCGACGACAACGACCACGACGACGGCCGACGGCACACCCGCUUCCGCCGAGGCGGUCAAUCCAUGGCUGCUGCCCCCGCAACAGGUGCACCCGGCCUGGGAGCUGAACCAGCCGCUGGACAUGCACGUCCACCUAUCGACCUCACCCAGCGGCGACGUUUUCUCGUCGCGGUGGACGUCCGGCUACCGCAAGGACCGCGACGAGGGCCUCCCGAGCUUCGUGUGGAACAACAUCUCGUUCGGGAACUGGUCCGAGUCGAGGACAGCGGAGUUCGACGUCACCUUCCCCGAGAACGUGUUGAAUAAUGGCUCCCUGUGGGCGGAUAUCUUUUUGACGAGGGACGGUGCCAGCCCCAACCCUCACAACGCGGCUUUCAACCCCGAAAACGUCCAUCAUGUCCGCAAACUCUUGACGCCCCACAUUCCCAAGUUGAAAGUCCGGAAGGUGAAAAGUCUUUUGGCGUCAAAUGCCACCGAGGAGGAAGAGCCCGAUGUGCCAGAGGAAGACGUGAUUGUUGCUCACUGGCAUCCAAACGUCACCCUUGCUCUCGUCUCUGACGCCGUCGUCAUUCCUUAUGCAACUUCGCCGCCCCCAGUCAAAGAACUCGUCAUCCUUGUGCCCGACACCCGGGACGAGACCGGCACCAAGGGCACCUACAAGCCCAUCGUAUUCCCGAACGAGUUCUGGCACCUCCGCUCGCACUACAUCGAGCUCAACUCGACGACGCCAACCCUCCCGCUCCAGAUCGUGUUCCAGCCGAUGUCGUUUAUGAAAUUCCAGGUGUAUGCGUCGAUGACGCACGGGUUCAACGAAGCGGCGAAGCAGCAGGGGGCUGGGAUGGCUGAGAUGGACGAGCUCAAGCGCAUGCUGUUGGAGACCAACCCUUGGUUCUUGGCUCUGACUGCACUGGUCACUGUGCUGCAUAUGCUCUUUGAGAUUCUGGCAUUCAAGUCGGAUGUGAGCCACUGGCGCCAAAAGAAGGAGAUGGUUGGUGUGUCUGUCCGAACGAUUAUUACGAACGUCUUCGUGCAAACUGUCAUUCUCUUGUAUCUUAUCGACAACAAUGAGAACACGAGUUGGAUGAUCUUGUUUGGCUCGGGCACUGGUGUGCUCAUCGAAGCAUGGAAGAUCACCAAAGCUGUCGAUAUCAGCGUUGUCCCUGCGCCAGGGACUCUUCUGCGUUACAAACUGGACAUCCAAGACAAGCACGUUCUGAGCGAGGACGAGAAGAAGACGCAGGAGUACGACCGACUGGCGUUCCGAUACGUGUCGUAUGUGGCGAUCCCGCUCUUGGCAGGCUACACGGUGUACUCGCUGCUGUAUGAGACCCAUCGCGGGUGGUACAGUUUCGUGAUCUCCACCUUGACGUCGUUCGUGUAUAUGUUUGGCUUUGCGCAACUUGUUCCGCAGUUGAUCAUCAACUACAAGCUCAAGAGCGUCUCACACAUGCCCAUGAAAGCGAUGAUCUACAAGACUCUCGGGACUGUGGUUGAUGACUUCUUUGCAUUCUGUAUCAAGAUGCCCUUCCUGCACCGGCUAGCAUGUUUCCGAGACGAUGUUGUAUUCCUGAUUUUCCUGUACCAGCGAUGGAUCUACCGCGUUGACCCGAAGCGAAUCAACGAAUAUGGCCAGGUCAUGGAGGAGGGUGCGGAUGCGAAAGACCCGCAGGGGGAGUCCAAGAAGGACAAGUAGACGAUGAUGUAUUUAGUGUAAUGCCUCCAUGCCAUCUAAUUCUACGGUAAAAUACUCGCCAGUUCUCGGCGCGAGCAUUCGACCGAUCCCUU